Kwoniella mangroviensis CBS 8507 is the source of this 471-nucleotide messenger RNA. RefSeq lists its product as uncharacterized. The transcript is spliced from 2 exons. Bases 1 to 471 code for a protein of 156 amino acids. NCBI's taxonomy places the organism in Eukaryota, Fungi, Basidiomycota, Tremellomycetes, Tremellales, Cryptococcaceae. The record is from RefSeq and is a predicted model, not a curated record.
AUGAAUCCCUCAUCGUCCAUCCUUGAUGCCUUCCCUCUCAACUCCGAUCCUUCCCAUACGGUAAAAUCAAACCCCAUCCAAGCGUCCGACUCAGAUGCACAACCUGAAACAGUCUAUAUAAUCCUCGAACACACGUACGAGCACGAUCAGGACCGCAAGGGACGGACAAAAGUCCCUACUAAAUUCGCCUAUUCGUCAAUCCACGAGGCCAACCAGGCAGCAUACAAGAUCCUGAUCUCGAGAGGUGGUGUAGAUCAAGAUGGUACGAUGAAAGAUCCCAAUUGCCACACGGAAUGUUUCUCGGGAGAUGAAGAUGGUUUAUCCCAAACAACCCCCAAACAACCCAAAACCAAGGGAAAGAAAAGAGCUUCUACAGGUGUGACUUCGGGGAAGGAAUUAGGUCAACAGGAUGGGAAGGGUCAAAAGAAACAGAAGAAGACGAGUGAUGUAGUUGAUCUGACUGGAGUGUAG